CCUGCCAUGUUCCCGAGAAGGGUGAGUUCGGGCAAAGACGGAGCCGCUGUCAAUCACAAUAAAGGAAACAUGGGGUUAAACUGGUAGAUUAGAGACGACUUGUUUCAGAGGUUGAGGGGAAGAAGAACAUGUGGCUUCUUAUCGCGGGUUGUUUCUGCCGUCCGAGUGCAGCCGGGAUCACUUCCACUGGAUUUCGGCGUUAACCGUCACGCGCAACGACAAAAAAAACUCGACUUUGCCAAGCUUCGGACUGUUGUUGUGGCGCCUCUCCGCCGGUUUCGUGCAAAGAAAAGCUCAAGUCUUUGCACUUUUUUGGGGGGCGGCUUUGUGUUCCUCAACCUCAGGAUAUCCUUGUUUAUUUGUCAACAACUCUUGGAAGUCUGGUUGGGGAAUUUUCGUGGAGCCGCCUCGCCUCGCUCCGAGGCGACUACACUCGAAGGAGGAGGUGCAGAAAGCCGACAGCUGGAGUGAAGGAAGCCACUCGUAUUCGGGCGAAGGAGUGGAAAACAGGAGCCGAUAUGAGCGGCGGGGAUGUGGUGUGUUCGGGGUGGCUGAGAAAGUCUCCUCCAGAAAAAAAGUUGAGACGUUACGCAUGGAAGAAGCGGUGGUUUGUUCUUCGCAGCGGCCGUCUCACAGGCGACCCAGACGUGCUGGAGUAUUACAAGAAUGACCACACCAAGAAGCCCAUCCGAGUGAUUGACCUCAACUUAUGCGAGCAGGUGGAUGCCGCGCUGUCAUUCAACAAGAAGGACUUGGAGCACAGCUUCAUAUUCGACAUCAAGACCAUCGACCGCGUCUUUUACCUGGUGGCCGACACUGAAGAGGAGAUGAAUAAGUGGGUCCGCUGCAUCUGCGAUAUCUGCGGUUUCAACCCCACAGAUGAAGAAGCAGCAAAGGCGGCCCAUCAGUCAGCCAUAGGAGGCUUGGUGGUGGACACGACCCCUCACCCUGCCCUUGGGAAUAUUGUUGGUCCCGCAGCAGGAGUCUUGUCCGGCCUGCCCCCUCCGUACCAGCCGGUCAGCGUGCGUCAUCUGGACUCUCAGUCCAGUUCAGAAGAGCCACAGGAUUAUUUGUUGCUGGUCAACUGUGAGAGUAAAAAGCCUGAACCAAACAGAGGUCGUGAGUGUUCGAAAUCUACCUCCUCUGAGACUGACCUGAACGACAACGUCCCCUCUCACCGCACGCCCACUUCCUCCACGUCAUCAGCCAAACACACAUCGCACAACGGCUUCUUCCCUCAGCACCAGGGACCAGCCUCGGCUUCGUCCAUCUACGACUCGCCUCCACCACGUGGCGCUUCCAUGUUUACCGACAAUGGCCUCUACCACCUGCCUCGCAGCUACUCUCAGGACACUGUACUGGUGCCCAAAUCGGCGUCAUCCCCGCCAGCCCAUCAAGAAAGCGCAGACUCUUCCGACCUAUACGUCUUCAACACACCUUCGCGGAAGGCCUCCAUGGAGACGCAGAUGCGUAACAUGUCCAUCAGCUAUGACAUCCCGCCGACACCAGGAGCAAACUCCACGUACCAGGUCCCCCGCACGUUCUCCUCGUCCACUGGUUGCACGGAGGACGGCGGAGAUGUCGUCCCCCCUCCGAGACCACCCAAGCCGUCGCUCAGUUCCACCUCAGGACCCCCACCUCCUCCCGCAGAGAGAUCACCUACGGACAAUUACUGUGUACCUCGUUCGGUGUCGGAGACGGAUACGAACUACUGUGUGCCCACAGGAGCCGGAAAUAAAGCCUUGCGCAGCAACACUAUCGGCACUGUGGACUGUUCACGGAUCUGCCGAGAUUUUGGAUCGCAAGACUGUUACGAUGUUCCUAGAUCUUUUCCUUCAGACAAAAGCUGCUCCUUCGACUUCAACGAAAGUUUCAACAGCUACUUUAAAAACAAGGGAAUAAUGCCACUGGGCAGCCACUCAACAGAGGAGAUCGACCAGAACUACGUACCCAUGAGUGCAAACUCCCCAUCACACCAUCACUCAGGCAGCUUGUCAGAGCCCAUACACGAAGCCAACUACGUGCCUAUGACUCCAAGCACUAUGGAGUUCUCCUCGCUGGGAAAACAAGUCCCCCCACCUGCACACAUGGGCUUCCGCUCCAGCCCUAAGACCCCCCCACGCAGGCCAAUGGUCAUCGACUGUCAGCCCCCACCCGUGGACCGAAAUCUUAAACCGGAUCGAAAAGGUCAAAGUCCUAAAAUUAUAAGAGCAAAAGGUGUCGGUUUAGAGCGAACCGAUUCUCAAACCGUAGGUGAAUUCCAGAGAGGACGGCGUAAGGGAAAACCUGCUCCGCUGGAGAUCAAACCUGUGCCAGAAUGGGAGGAGCCUUGCACGCCAGUCCGCUCACCUGUCACCCGGUCCUUCGCUCGGGAUUUCUCUAGGUUCCCGAUGCCGCCGAGGCCCCUGUCAAUGCACAGUACAGCCUCCAGCACUGACUCCGAGGACAGUGAUGAGAAUUAUGUAUCCAUGGUCACUAAUAUGAAGAACCAGUCAGACGAACCAAGCUCUAAACUCACUGCGCCGAUGACUGUGGAUGGGGGAAGCAGCCCAGUCGUGAAACCCAAAGGAGACAAACAGGUGGAGUACCUGGAUUUGGAUCUUGACUCUGGCAAGACCACCCCACCUAGAAAGACCAAUGGAGCUGGCCUGGCUGCGUCGGAUGAGCGCGUGGAUUAUGUGGUUGUGGACCAGCAGCGCACACAAGCCCUGAAGAGCACCCGGGAGGCCUGGAGCGACGGCCGACAAUCCACCGAGACAGAGACUGUGUUAAAAGGACCAAAGUGAUACUUCAUGCCUCUCACCCCUCCAAACUGAAAACCACUAGGCCUUUUCCACACUGGCGUAAAUGAGGGGCUUGUGCCUUGAGAGGGUCCUGCUGUCCAGAUCCACUUGGCCAGGAGGACAGUGGAGCACUGAAGCCAUCAGCCGCCUUUAGCUUCCGCCACCUCUGGAGUGGAAGGACUGGGCUUGUGUUCCAACUUGGGCAGUACGAUCAAACGUGCACACUCGCUGACCCCCUCGUCGGACGUGUUUCUCUUCUUUCAACGAUCAUUUCGCUGAGAUAAAUUUGAGUCGAAUCACUUGAAUAAGAGGUUUUACCAGUGAAUGCAUUUCUGUGGACGCGCAGGUCAGUUUGAUCACUGAGCCGAUCGCAUCUGACAACAAUGCAAAAAAAGACAUCAUCGUUGAGGAACGCUCUCCUCCAUGCAAAGACCCUUGUGCCCGCAGCUUUGGGGUCACUCAGUUGAAUAUACUGAUUCAGCUUUCUGUUUGCUCGUGUUGAGAUGCUUCACUCCGUUGUCAUGGAAGUGCGAAGACUGUACAAAAGUGUUAUGUACAUAAACUAGUAAAGUGUCCUUCUAUUUGUAUAGAUUUCCAGAGCAUUGGUAUGAGGAUUCUGCAGGGUGGAAUCUUGUACCUGUCUCAGUUGGUAUCAUGACUUGUGCUCAGUGAACGCAUUACUGUGAGUUUUUCAAAGAACGUGGCAGGUUUUCUAUAAGUUAUGCAAAGGUAUCAAUGUUGUAGUGAGAGAUGGUGAGAGAGGAAUUGAGGUACUCUUUUUAAAUUCAUACUAAAGCUAUCCGUUUCUAAUUUAUUUCUCCUGUGGACGCCGCGUUCCACGGUGUGUUUUUUAUCGAUGAACGUUUGCUAAAGCUAGUUAGCUGACACUGGUUGACAAGCAUUGGUCGGUUCAUUUCACAUCAUAGAGCUCCUUCGUCACAACUUUAAUUUAUUUGGACACAGUUUUGAGCUAUAACUGCCCCCUGGUGUCAAGUGUUUUACUUCACUAACCUGUGAACUCUCACAUGUACGACCCAAGCAUGUUGCAAAAAUAGUUGCUGUACAUAUUGUGGCGUCUAUUCGGUUGAGGCGUAUCAUUUAAUAAAAAUGUGCCGAGUUUGUCCUUUUUCCUCCUCUUUGUGACUUGGACUGCAAAGUGAAUGAUUUGUGAUCGUUUUUUUUUUUUUUUUUAAUCCUGGCAAAACAUGUAAAUUUUAAAAGUGGACUAAAUAAAAUUCAACCUCUUCA
Messenger RNA from Synchiropus splendidus (mandarinfish), 4031 nucleotides. It is a transcript of the gene gab1, whose product is annotated as GRB2-associated binding protein 1. NCBI's taxonomy places the organism in Eukaryota, Metazoa, Chordata, Actinopteri, Syngnathiformes, Callionymidae. The coding region runs from base 519 to 2786 and encodes 755 amino acids. The transcript has 13 exons. The record is from RefSeq and is a predicted model, not a curated record.